Messenger RNA from Megalopta genalis, 1381 nucleotides. It is a transcript of the gene Rrp40, whose product is annotated as exosome complex component Rrp40. Gene Ontology annotation, cellular component: cytoplasmic exosome (RNase complex); nuclear exosome (RNase complex). Gene Ontology annotation, biological process: nuclear polyadenylation-dependent rRNA catabolic process; exonucleolytic trimming to generate mature 3'-end of 5.8S rRNA from tricistronic rRNA transcript (SSU-rRNA, 5.8S rRNA, LSU-rRNA); CUT catabolic process. The record is from RefSeq and is a predicted model, not a curated record. Gene Ontology annotation, molecular function: RNA binding. Lineage: Eukaryota; Metazoa; Arthropoda; Insecta; Hymenoptera; Halictidae.
CGCGAUUUCCGUGGCGUUUCACGCGAUAGCCUCGCGACGACGUAUGUAGUGCGUGUGCGGUGGCGCUACUGUCGCUCAUAAGCGUAGGACGAGAGAAUCGCAUAUAUCCGUCCCGUAAUCCGUUUGCAGCGACAAUCGUUUUAUUUCAUAAUUCGGUCCUUAAACCGCAUAAAUUAUCAUGAACUCGUUACGGCCGAUGCGAAUAAUAACUGUUUUUUUGUUUCGGAUGUAGUAAAAGAAAAGAAUUCUUCCGACACAAAUUGCACCAUUGAUUACAUCAACUUAUGUAUGUAAAUUAUAGUGCGCAGUCACAUCCCGCGUUUAAACAAGCGCGCGAGACACAUUGGCAGACUAGCAGAAAACAUUCAAAACAUUGAACUUGUCACAGGGAAACGCACGUGGUACAAUAUAAUGUAACCAAAAAUCGUGUCCUGAAGAUUUUAUUUGCAAGUCAAUUUAAAGCGGGAUAUGCAAUUUCGAAAAUUAUACUCAACGAAUGGUAUACGUUUGUGAAUUCGUCGUAAGAAGUUAUUUAGCCUCGAGCAAUAAUGGAAGUUAGCGUGGGAGAUGUUGUUAUGCCUGGUGAUGUCGUAAAGGAUAUUGCAACAAUUAACAAAAAGGAAACAAUUAUUUUAGGACCAGGUCUACGCCGCGAAUCCGACACGGUUUUUGCGUAUAAGGCGGGAAUAUUGAAGAAGACGAAUCCAGCUGUAUAUUAUGUAGAUAGCUACCAAAAACGAUAUGUACCAAAUCGUGGCGAAAACGUUGUGGGUAUAAUCACUCAAAAGGGUGGUGAUAUUUUUAAAGUGGAUAUAGGGGCCAGCGAACAAGCAUCUCUUUCGUACCUUGCUUUUGAAGGUGCUACAAAAAAGAAUCGCCCUGAUCUUCAAGUUGGUGACCUUGUCUUUGCAAAACUUUUGGUUGCCAGCAAAGAUAUGGAAUCAGAACUUGUAUGCGUGGAUUCCCAUGGCAAAGAAAAGAAGUUAGGUGUUCUAAAGUCCGAUGGUAUGUUUUUCACGUGUUCAUUGAGUCUCAUCAGAAAGAUACUGAAUCAAAGUUCUCCACUGUUUAACACACUGGCACGUAGUCAGGCAUUUGAAGUAGCUGCUGGAAUGAAUGGCAGAGUGUGGGUGAAAGCAAGGACUAUUCAGGAGACUAUAGCAAUAGCCAAUGCUAUUUUGGCUGCAGAGUACGCUACUCCAAACAACAUAAAAAAGAUAUGUUCAGAUAUUGAAAAAGCUUUGCUUUUGACACAGUCAGGUAACGAUGAAGAAAUGCAAUGAAGAAAAUAAAUAACGGUCAUCUGUUAUGAAUGAUUAUUUAUUGUACCAAUAUUAUUAAUGAUUUUUAUAAAUAAAUCUGUAUGAUUUCUUAUAUGAAA